Hyaloscypha bicolor E is the source of this 2657-nucleotide messenger RNA. RefSeq lists its product as uncharacterized. The transcript has 3 exons. The coding region runs from base 272 to 2377 and encodes 701 amino acids. The record is from RefSeq and is a predicted model, not a curated record. Gene Ontology annotation, biological process: amine metabolic process. Gene Ontology annotation, molecular function: primary methylamine oxidase activity; copper ion binding; quinone binding. NCBI's taxonomy places the organism in Eukaryota, Fungi, Ascomycota, Leotiomycetes, Helotiales, Hyaloscyphaceae.
UCGAUGCAAGCUUCCCCGCGUUGCUGGAUAUGGAAGGCCUAUGCGAGAGGAAAGCCAAGGUGGGGCCAACGUCUCGACGAUAAGAAGUUUCUAAGAAAAAGUGAAUCGAGAUGCCCAAUAAUGGCAUAGUAAUAAUCCUACAUCCUUGAACAAGCGUUUGGCACUUGCGCGGAAGCAUAUAAAUGACCUUACCAGACCCUCUAUCCCGCUUCUUCUUCAAGUCAUUGUUGCUUCAUUCAUUUUGUUUCGUUCACGCCACAGCAUCUCCAGUAUGUCCACCGAGCAAGUCCUCGUCUCCCUUGCCAAGAGGACAGUGAUUCCUCAACAUCCUCUUGGCCCUUUGACUGCCGCUGAGAUAUCAGAGAGCGCACGGCUAAUCAAGGGAUCAUGGCCAUCCAACACCAACGUUCACUUCAAAAGCAUCACCUUGCAAGAGCCGAAGAAGGCACAGCUUCUUCCUUUUUUGGCUGCUGAGCAUUCAGGGAGACGUACCCCCACUGUCGAGAGGAAGAGCUUUGUACUUUACUACAUCCGCAAUACCGAUAAACUCCACGAAGCCAUUGUCAAUUUGAGCCUCGGAAAGGUUGAAAGUAACCUUCGGCUCGGCCCAUACGUCCACAGCCCCGCCGAUGGCGACGAGAUUGUCAAAGUCGAGAAGAUUGCAUUGGAAGAUGAAAAGGUGCAGGCUGAGAUUGCCAAACUUCAACUUCCUGAAGGGACGGUUUUAAUCAGUGACCCUUGGAUUUACGGAUCCGAUGGAAUCGACGACGGGCUUUUCACCGAUGCCAAACGCAUGUUCCAAUGCUUCCUGUACAUUCGAGACCCGAACAAUGCUUCCGAGGCUGAUGGAAACCAUUAUGCUAUGCCACUCACUAUUUCUCCUGUCGUCAGCGCGGAGACUAUGACGGUCACCAGAAUAGAUAUCCUGCCAACAGGUGUUGAUAACACCAUCAGGGAGCCAUCCCCAUACAAAGCCCACCCACCAAACGAAUACAUCCCAGAGGCCCAAACACUGCGAACCGAUAUUAAGCCAUUGAACGUGAUUCAGCCAGAGGGUGCCUCGUUCACCGUCAAGAAUUUCAGUGAACAAGGCCACGAAAUCGCAUGGCAGAAGUGGGAUUUCAAGGUCGGCUUCAACCUACGAGAAGGAAUGGUUCUCUACGACGUUCACUACGACGGUCGACCACUUUUCUAUCGACUUUCUCUUUCCGAUAUGAACAUCCCAUACGCCGAUCCUCGCCACCCAUACCACAAGAAGGCUGCCUUCGAUCUUGGCGACGCAGGAGCAGGUAUCAUGGCCAACAACCUCCAAUUGGGAUGUGAUUGCCUUGGAUCCAUCCACUACCUCUCAGCAAUCUUGAACGACGACAAGGGAGAGCCACUCCACAUGCCCAACUGCGUCUGCAUCCACGAGCAAGAUGCUGGUAUUGGUUGGAAGCACACAAACUACCGCACUGGUCGAGCAGCCGUAGUCCGAAACCGAGAGCUGGUCUUGCAAUCAAUCAUCACAGUCUCAAACUACGAGUAUAUUCUCGCUUUCCAAUUCAAUCAGGCCGGAGAAGUGAUGUAUGAGGUUCGAGCAACCGGUAUUCUCUCUACUCAGCCCAUCGAUGAAGGCAUCACAGUCCCAUGGGGAACCGUCGUCCACCCAGGCGUUCUUGCAGCCCACCACCAACACAUCUUCUCCCUUCGCAUCGACCCGAUGAUCGACGGCCCCAUAAACCGUGUCGUCUACGACGAAGCACACCCCAUGCCACGCUCUGACUUCAACCCUCAUGGUGUUGGAUACACCGUGAGCGAAACACCCGUCACGACAUCCUGCGGGCUGGACCAGAACUGGGACGUCAAUCGAAUCUUCAAGAUUCAGAACGCUGGCGUGAAGAACCCUAUCAACGGCAAGCCGGUAGCAUACAAGAUCAUGGCACCGCCGUUCCAGAAGAUGUUGGCCGAUAAAGACAGCUUCCAUUUCAAGCGCGCCGAGUUCGCAGACCACAAUAUCUACGUGACGUCCUAUAAAGACGACGAGCUCUACGCCGGUGGAAAAUACACCAACCAAUCUCGCGGCGGAACCGGUGUGCGGAGCUGGGCUGAUCGCAAGGAUAACGUACUGGAUGAUGACAUUGUUGUCUGGGUCCAGUUUGGGAUCAACCACGUUCCGCGGAUCGAGGAUUUCCCCGUGAUGCCGUGUGAGAUUUUGAAGGUUGCGCUGAAGCCGGUGAAUUUCUUUGAGAAGAAUCCAGCGCUGGAUGUGCCGCAGAGUGUGCAGAGCUUUAAUAAGAGCGUGCUGGCGAGUGUAAACCAUGGGCAGGAGGCCGGGGAGGGGGUUGUGGAGAAAGGGGGUGAGUUGUGCUGUGUUAAGGAGAGUAGUAAGUUAUGAGGUGGGUGCCAGCUAUAAAGUAGCUGUAACGGGAACUUUAAGUCCGGUUUUGGUUUUUAUGAAAGGCGUUCGGAUGGGUAUACCAAGGAGAAUGGCUAGCUAACGUAGCUCAAAGUCAUGCAGAAAUACCUGUACUCCAAUCUUCCGUCUUUUCUAUGCAACUUGUGCUUAUCAUUGCAAGCUGAAGUGAAUCUCGGAAGCCCUUGACUCUCAAAGACAAAAGUAUCGAGCCGGAAGUUCAAGUAGCUUUCUCGCCACGAACUCAAUGGCACAAGCAAAC